AUGGCACAAGACAUGCGCAAUGUCUCCGAGGUACCGGUCUCAGACAAGGUACUACGAGACCUGGCGAAGAACGUGGCGAAAAUCUUGCCCGACUUUGCGGGGAAAGAGCCUGCAAUUGGCGUGAAGGAACUGCAUGAUAUCUUGAAUCCAGUACUGGAAACUGCAGAUUUGCCGGAAUUGGAAAAUAGUCAUCGUGCAGCUGCAUCCAAUGCCCUGUGCGCCAUCAUCGAGUAUUGCGCGGCUUCGGAUUCUGACCAUGUGCGGGAAGCAAUCUUGGACGACUCAAUAUGGUUCAGGAUAUUCAACAUCUACCUUCAAAGAUCUGGCGAUGCGAAGGGCAAGUCGAUGAGGCAAAUGCUUUUUGUCCUCUCAAGUGUCAUUACCAAAGACCAGAGUCCACGCGCUGUCAACCUUCGGAGCCGGUCUACAGCCUCAUUCUUGGACAUCAUCUGUGAACGAGAAGAUCGAAUCAAGGUUAAACCAGCUUUGCAGGGUCUUGCCCACUUCUUGCUCCGUGACGUCGUCUCGAUCACACAGUUGGUCAAGCUAUUCGAUGAACGACGAGAGCAAUCAUCAGAGGAAGCUAAAGAGCCUGUUACCACGCAAACGGUAUUCAAGUCAUUUCUGGCCUGGGUCAUUCACCAUGACACAGCUCUCUCUGCAGGCCACUUGGUCAAAAAUUUCCUAGUGCAGGCUCGCAGACUACCGGACUAUGGGGUACAAAAUUCCACACAGUCAAUCUCGCCUUUCUGGAUCGAACCAGUAGUAGAAACUCUGCACGACUGGCCGGAUCGGAUACAGGAGUUCAAAACGCAUGUCUUCCCGCACUGUUUCCAACCUGACAUCACCGAGUAUACCCGUUUUCUCGCAUACUUGCGGUUUGGAGUACAUGUUCCGCAUAACAGUAACCUACCACCUCAGCUUGCUGGAAAUGGUGGGCAGAAGACUUCUCUUGAUGAGAAUGAAGAGUUUAGCAUUCUCCUAGCAGCCAUAGCGACAGGAAAAGAGCUUACUAUUGUCAAAGACCGGGAUCAUAGAGCAGGAAGAGACAUUGAAGUUUCUGAUGGAGCACUCUACCUACCAGACGAUAUCGCAGGAACCUGGAUGUCCAAUCCAGAACCCGAAGUGCGACUAGCGGGAAUGUUUCUUUCGGUGUACUCAACUUCUGUCACGAGAGCCAUCAGCGGCGGUGUCUUGCAAGCACUAAAGCGUAACCUUGUUCAUCUACAUACCGACACUGAUGCGAACUUCCGUCGAGAAGUACACGGAUACACACAAAAGCUUUUUGAUCGUUUGAGGGCAAGUACAGCCACACUUGCAAAGUCAAAAACGAAAACUAGUGCCCCUGGGCAAGUACGACUACCUUUUCCCAGGAUGGGCUCUAGCUCAAAGCCAACGGUGAUUGGAAGAUCGCAAGAGGACCCACUCUGUGAAUCCUUGGCAUUUUUAGUCUGGUAUAUACGAUUUCUUGAAUGGGAGCUACGCCCAACUGCAUCUUACCAGAGUCGCAUCACAGCACUGAGAUCACUCACAAUUGUUCUACGGUCAGGCGUCGACGCCGGAGUCCCAUUUGCUAGUCUUUCCAAGUCGGCACAAGGACAGCUAAACUGGGCUCAUGGAAUGCAGAUUGGAAGGCCAAAACUUGUACGCUCGCUACUGGAUCUUAUAUCGGACCCUUUCGAUGACAUUAGAGACGAAGCUGUGUCGGUCCUACAGUUAUGCUUGGUAGCACUACCGAAAGAUGAUAGAGGUAGCGUCAUGUCAACUAUACCGCGCUUCGUAUCCCGAGCUGAGCAUACGAUGCUCCAAACAGGUCGGGCAGACCAAGCAGACGGAGUUGCUCGUGCCUACGGGAUGAUAUUCAACUUGGCCAGCAAUGACGCAGUUGAGGUUGCGAAUGGACCAUUUUCAUCCAAGCUAGGACUAUUCGAACACCUAAAAAAGCAGCUCAAAGAUACACUGGCUGUCGCUCAUAGCGAUCUCUCUCAGGCUGUUGACGGCCGGCCUGUACAUGGCACCUUUGCUGCGUUACGAUACAUGGUCGACCAGCCCGACUUCUACGCACUUGUAUCAAAUGCAACAGGGGAUGAUCUCGCGAAAUGGAAGCAGCUUCAUGGUGAAGUAGUGGUCGGUAUCGAGAGUCUCUGGUCAUGUGUCUACCAUGUUCUUUGCGCGGAUGCACCGGAAGGCCAUGUUCCUGACGAGCUGGAAGACGAGGGCAGUUUGGACACCAAGGAGAUCUUGAGCUACUCGUGGAGAGGUCUUAAGGAAGCAAGCGUGUUAUUGCGUACCAUCAUCUCCAAAGCACCCAUAGGCGACAAAGAGAGCGAUCUUGUGACGCCGCAGCUCUUUCAGAAGUUGGGAAGGCUUUGCUUUACCCAGCUACUGGAACUCCGCCAUCGUGGUGCGUUUUCGACAGUAUCUCAGACGUUCGCAGUCUUUUGUCGUCGUUGCUCAUCGUCAAACCUCGUAUCCCUCCGUGCUCUGCCAGAGAUGUGGUACCAGGAAACACUUCGUUCGAUCCAGGCCAAGUCAGAUGCCAUUACCCGAAGAUCUGCGGGUAUACCAGCAGCCAUGUCUGCUCUACUAGCAGCAGAGCCCCAGCCGGGAGGCAAGCUCUUCCCUCGCGCCAUGAAGGAUCUUAUAGCAGAAACACUUGUUGAAGCUCAGAGUGCCAACAUUGAAGAGAGCCGUCUACCUCAAGUGCACGCACUCAACUGUAUCAAGGAAAUAUUCACUACAUCCAAGCUCAGCGUAGCGUCCGAAGCGUACAUUGGUCAGGGUCUUGAGCUUGCAGCCAAAACCUUAAACUCCCACAUCUGGCCUCUACGCAACUGCAGUCUGAUGCUGUUCAAAGCGCUCAUAGAACGACUGCUAGGCAGCGAUGAAGCUCAAGACUGGAAAGAGCGUGAGCGAGCAAAGACUUCACGUUUCUCCUACGACAACUACCCGAGCCUCGUCAACAUCCUAAUCGAUCUCCUGGAGCCAAGUAGCGACCGCAAAAUCAUGAAUACGCCCGAGACUGGUAGCUCACCUCUUGAUCUUCAUGGCGCAGAGGGCGUCUUCCCUGCACUUCAGAUUCUACGGCAAGCCCGGCCACCGGGCGAUAUCAACAAGAUCCAGGCCUUGGUUAGGGACUUGCUACCGAGCCCGCACUGGCACAUGCGGGAUAUGGCUGCUAGGACCAAUCAUAACGGACAGCAUGGUAGGCUUCUGGUUGUCAAGUAUCUGCUUAGAAAGAUUCUUCGGGAUCCGGCGCAGUGCUCCCUGCAAAAUAUCGUCAUGCUCAUGCAACAGGUCUGCAGACAUGCGCCGAGCUGGUAUACGUCCAGCAAUUGCGUUUUCAAAGAUGCCACGUCAAUCCUCUUUGCAUGGGAGGACCUCACGGCGGGUGUAUCGAUCGGACCGGAACACAACAUCGGGCCCAGCGACCACCAAGGCGAUUCUCUGCUCCGGACAUCUCUAGCACGUGUCUACUUCAUCGAUCGCGUAAUUCUGCGUGAGAAGUCACUCGGCGUAAUGGUAUCAGACGACUACCAAGACGUUGGCGAUGCACUCAUGCUCCUCGCAACCGAAGACCCAGAUACAUGCCUUGACGCAUUGGAGACCCUAGACACCAUCAUUACUUCCAACCCCUCCUCUACUAUAACCAUCCCCCUCUCCCUAGUCCUCGCCCACAUCCACCGUCUCGUCCUCUCCGCUACCGACCCAGAAGUCAUCUCGAAAGCGCAAUCCGUCCUCGCCUCCGCCCUAACCACAACCCCCCACCUAACCCACUCCUUCUUCGCCACCACAACACCCCAAAACAUCUUCACCACGCUCUCAAAACUAGAGUCUCAAUGCCUCACCGCUCCACCCUCAAACACGCAAUCCGCCCUCCACCUCCUCGGCCCCUUCCUCGACACUGCAUACGCCACCACCCCCCCAUCUUCUCCCGCUCGCAAAGAAAUUCUAUCGGCGAUAGCCCGAUACAUCCGCAUCAUACGCUUCGCAACAACAGACACAAACCCCUUCCCCACGCGCUUCGCAGCCGCACAAUCCCUAGCGUCUCUAUCCCACAUCUUCACGCUUACCCCUCGCUCCCGCUCCACAGCACCCCUACUGCUCGCCCUCGUAUUCCUCCUCUACACCCUCCUCCACGACGACGACGAUGAAAUCAGAGAUCUCGCCGCACGCACCACAGGCAGUUUUCUCCGCGCCCAGGGCGUCAGGUUCAAAGACACAGUGCCUGUGCUGUGUGUACACCACCUCGGUGCUUUUCUCUGCCGUACCGCUGCGAAUACAGCGACGUCGAAACACGGGUUCACGCAGCCACUGCUGAGGGAAGCAGGGAGACGGUUGAAUACGUCCUGGGACAAGGGGUUCAGCGAGGCGUUUGAGGAGGUGAGAAGGGAGGAUACGAGUCUUUUUGCGAGGGAGAGGCAGAAUUUGUAUGUCGAUGAUGUUGUUGAUGGGGUGUUUUUUGCGAGGGUGCUGGGGUGGGUGCUUGCUUCUGGUGCAUUGGCAUCGGGAGCUGGUGCAGGUGAAGAGGUGGUGAAGGGUCUGAGUACUUGGGUUCGAGAUGGAUUGGGUGUGCUGGAGAUGACGGCUACGGCCCAAGAUGACGGCGCGUUGGGGUGGUGUAGCAAGGAUGAGGUGUUUGCACUGAGUAUGAGAGUUUUCGCUGUGGCGGAAGUUGUGCUGGGGGCGCGUUGUGGGGGCAAGAGUGAGAACGUGGAGCGUGUGGUGCAGUGUCUGAUGCGCUUUUGCAAGGUAGCAGAGGAGAAAGAGGUACAUGGGUUGUGGAUGGAGCGGAUCCAGGGGAUUUGUGAGAGGUUUGUGUUGAGGAGUCUGGGACGAGUGAGGAAGAGUUUGGUGGUGUGA
Molecule: messenger RNA, 4863 nt
Organism: Pyrenophora tritici-repentis Pt-1C-BFP
Lineage: Eukaryota; Fungi; Ascomycota; Dothideomycetes; Pleosporales; Pleosporaceae
Source: RefSeq, a predicted model, not a curated record